GCCUCUCAGUACAAGACUACAGUCAGUGCAGUUCUGCUGAAAGGAGCUGAAAUGGGUGAGUCGCUGCUGAGGGCCAUUGUAUCAAAGUGUUUGAACAAUAAUUCACGGGCUUGAAUAACGCCGUUCAAGACCGUCAGCACGUUUCUCCCGCAGAGUCACAGUGGUUGCAAGAGCACGUCUUUUACCGACCGGCGCUGUUAGUUUUAAAGCUUACGUUAGCAGGCUAAUGUUAGCUAGCGGAGCCAGGCCCAGCAUAGAGCCGCAUAUCAGAGUUGACUACAUUGUUUUUGUCAGCGACGCCAGUUAAAACAGCAAAUGGGGCAGAUGUAAUUGGUGCCAGUUCACUCAUUGCUCUGACAAAUUACAGCAACACAAUUGGCAUAAUUAAUCCAGUUCGUUAGAAGUUUGGACUGUAUUUUAGUCUCAUAGUUAGCGUAGCCUGUAAACGUUAGCUUAACGUUAACUGAAUUAAAGCUAGAUAACUGCAUUAAAAUCAUGACUUCCAGGAGGACAGGCUAUGCCGGCAGCAUGGAUUCCUCUCCCUCAAAUAGCAGCAACAGCUCAGUCCACAGUGGAAAUCGUAAGCAAAGUAUAAUCAACAUUCCCGAAAGGACCGGGGUAGAGUCCUGUUAUGAUCGGAAAGCGGACAAGGCUGGAUACGGAGCUUCGCAGGGCAGCGUGACCGUAACGUCGCUGAAAUCACGUCUCGCCCCGACCAUUCAAAGUGCCAUGUCCGCUGCAGUUGACACUCUCCUGGGCGAAGUGGUGCUUGUGCUCAAUGAGACUCAACAAGAGUUGCUACAUAAGGAACAAGAGAAUGAAAGACUCAAAGUGCGUCUGGAAGUGUCAGAGCGGGAGUUGAAGACUUUACAGGAGUGUCUGUGUAGUGCUCAGAAGCUCAUAGACCAGCUUCAGAUCUCAUACACGGGCCCUCAGUCAAUUAGUCAAUCCGUUUUCGCCCCAUCGCUGUCUUCCAUGGCUUCAAUGACUUCAGGCUUGGACCGGGACCACCAGAACGCCCGAAAUGUGAAUGGAGCCGGUGUUGACAUGGGUCUCGGUGGCUCUGUGGAUGAUUCGCUUCAUGGGUUUGAGCCCAGAGAUGACUAUAAAAUGUGCCAGCUUUCAAUCCAACCAGAUGGCUCUGUGACUAACCACGCUCUGGAAUCCUUUGCUUCCAACACAUCUCAUAUGUGCUCAGAUUCCAGCAGACCAGAUGAGCGGCAGUCUCAGGGACCAGGUGGAGCAUCCAGGUUUGAGAUUAAACAAGAGCAGGGGCCCACUUCAGGCUCUGGCCAGCCCAGCAGGAAGGAGCCUGGGUUGCCUGAUGACAACAGAGUCGAUGAUGGUGACCUUGGCUACGUUGAAGUCGGAGGGGAGGGAGGUUCCCAGCGUGCCUUUACUCACCCCAUGCGUCACCAAAGACCUGUGCGAGAAUGCGGUGGUGCGUUGCAACAGGGCGGACUUGAUGGACAGAAACAGUUGGCUAGGACUGCUGUAGGCGGGAGAAUGGACAGUGUCUCACCGGGCAGAGCAGAGGACUCUGCAGGACCUUCGGUCUGUGAUACAGUAGGGGAGCCCUCUGGAGAUCGGCCUCACCACUGCUUGGAGUGUGGAAAGACCUUCCGUCUGAUCUCCAGCUUGAAGAAGCACAUCCGCAUCCACACUGGAGAGAAGCCCUAUCCGUGUGGAGUCUGUGGUCGUCGCUUCCGCGAGUCAGGCGCGCUUAAAACCCACCUGCGCAUACACACAGGUGAGAAGCCAUACUCUUGCUCAGAGUGUGGAAACUGCUUCCGCCACCUGGACGGUUUGCGCAAACACAGGCGCACACACACCGGAGAGAAACCUUACGUGUGUGCCAUCUGUGGGAAGCGCCUCAGCCGCCUGCAGCACCUCAAACACCACCAGCUCAUCCACACCGGAGAGAGGCCGUGCUGCUGCCCCUUCUGCAACCGCAGCUUCAAGGAGCCCGCAGCGCUGCGGAAACACAUCCGCACGCACCGGGAGGAAGGCGGUCACAUGGGGAUUGGUGCCAGUGACGACACGGACCCAGACGCCAUGGAUGACAUUAACAACCUCCACCCAGCAGCUCCGUCCCCUCAGAUGAGGUUUGGGGAGUGGGGAGCUGAGGAGGACGACAGCUCGGUUGUGGACUGUGUGUAGGGCAUGAUUAAAGGAGUAACUGUCUGUUGGUAUUCUUACCACAAAACCUACUCCGGGUAAAUAAAUAAAUAAAAAUGUGGAAAAAGGUGUUUGUGUAGCUUAUAAACACGAUGGAUAAGGUCAUCUCUGUUCCAUGCUGUUGAAGUGAAGAAAGGGGCUAUAUAUAACCCUAGCAUUGGAGCUUUGUUUAUAUAAUUCUUUACACUCUUAGAUGUAAAAAAUAACGUUUAAAAUGUUCGCUGUACAAGUAUUUUUAUUUUUUUUUCCUGCACAUUCAUCAAGCAGCAGCAAUAGCUUAGAGGUUGUUCUUGGCACAGGGAGUUUGCUAGCUUCCUGGCAAUAAUUUGACAAAAAAAAAAGUGGACAAAAGCUGUUUCCUCACUUUAAAAAUAUAAGUGCCUUGAAAACAGGGUCUGAAAUUAACUUUUUUCGCCAAAGUGGCGGAUGGCCUGAUGAUUUCACAUGCCACUGCCAACAAUUUACCUGCAUUUGGCCGGUGAUAGUUUCAGACGCUGGUGGAACGCUCACUCAACCAUCAACUGAGUCGCUGCUGCUGCUGUUCAAGAUAGUUCCCACCUGGAUUUUAGUCAAGACAAACUGUUUAUUGUGACUCUGGCCGAUUAGUCUUUUUUUUAUAUAGUUUUACACAUUAGAGAGAUUGGAUUUGCUGUUGAAUUAUAUUCAGCUACUAAUUAGGCAUGCUUUUGCCAACACACUGAGCUGCUCAGAUAGAUAGAAAUGGAUCCACAGGGCUGGCUCAUGCUUCGUGUGUGGACAGACUUGCAGGAGCACAGACCAUGUGCAUUGUGUAGUUGGGCAUUAGAAACUGAACCUAAUAUCACAGUAUUUUUGGUUCAACUCCUUGAUAUUAUUUGUAUUGCAGCCCUGUUGAGAAUGAUUCAAGUUUUUGAUGGUGCAUAAUAUAGGUCAGUCAUAAAAGAAAUAAUUUAUCUGUUUACUUAUAGUCAUUUGGUUUCUUCACCUAAUCGAUUUUAGUCGAGAAAAAUUUGUGAAAAUAGCUUUUUCAAUAAUUGUCCUGUUCCAAGUGGAUGCACUCGCAUUGAAAAAAAUCUAGUGUUUAUGAAGGACCAAAGCACAUUUGUGAAUAUUGUUGGAAUGCCACAGAUGUCGCCACUAUUUCUAAGUAAUAAUUAAUGACCACAAAAAUCCCAUGCUAGUGGAGUCGCAGUCUAGACCUGUAAGCUAAAAAGCAUUUACAUUUACACUGUUGCGAGUGUGUGUCUUCAUGAAGCAUGAACCAGUUUCACACUUGAGUCAACAGCGUCAAGCAGAAGCUAUCUGUUUCAAGAAUAUCUAAAUUUGAAGCGAUCCAUACUAUGUGUUAAGUAUUUGAAGAGGGCACAGUCUGUUGGCAUCACUGCAUGCACUCCGAUCAACAGCGGAAACUUUACCGUUUGUCGAGUCUUUAUUAUCAUCUCUCUCUCUCUCUCUCUCUCUUAUGGACCAUAUUUUAGCAUUCCAUUUUUUUGUUUAAGAUGCUGCUACUGUAUGUCUAGAAAGCCUUUUCUUUUCUGGACUUGUAUUAUUGUAACCAGACCGUCACUGGCAAUUACUAGCGGACAGAUUUUGGUGCUUGCAUGUGCAUAUCUGCUCCUCCGUUGGCAUUAAUGCCUCCUGGCUGUUUCUGUACAUAUGUAUGUAGUUUUAACCAUUUUAUCUGGAUUAAUGAGGGUUAACAUUUGUGGAAAAGUUAAUGUGCAACAACAAUUUAAAAAAACAAACAAAAAAAAACAACAUGCUUUGAAAGCAUCAGUAUGCUGACAUGCAAUGUAAUUAUAUAUAAUCUUACUAUAACUCUUCCUGAUGUGACACCACUGAUGCAUCAGGGUUAACAGCAGACCAUUAAUCUUUUCAGCCUUUUACGCUAUACUCUGUAGGUCACUGGUGUCAUUUACCGUAUACUACUAUAACAAUCUCCAUGUAACUAUUCUAUGUACAUUUACAGGUCUAAGUCAUUUCAAAAGGCACCCAAAAUGUUAAAUAUUUGUUACUGUAUACCCAGAAUACGAUUUGCCAUGGUAGUCUUGAUCCCAGAUAAUCAUAUUUAUUGUUUUUUGUAUUCCAUACAGAGGGGGCCUUUGCAUGUAGGUUUAAACUGAAACGGCAGUAUUACAUGUGAAAAAUUUAAAACCUCUUCUUUUAAUUCGUCUGUGUUCAACACAUAUUGCCCAACAUUCAUCGUGUUACCAACUGUAAAUGUUACUAUAUUAAAGGGCCUUGUUUAUACUUCU
Molecule: messenger RNA, 4412 nt
Organism: Perca fluviatilis (European perch)
Lineage: Eukaryota; Metazoa; Chordata; Actinopteri; Perciformes; Percidae
Product: zinc finger protein 70
Exons: 2
Coding region: 496-2160 (554 amino acids)
Biological process (GO): regulation of transcription by RNA polymerase II
Cellular component (GO): nucleus
Molecular function (GO): DNA-binding transcription factor activity, RNA polymerase II-specific; sequence-specific DNA binding
Source: RefSeq, a predicted model, not a curated record